Molecule: messenger RNA, 2157 nt
Organism: Penicillium paradoxum
Lineage: Eukaryota; Fungi; Ascomycota; Eurotiomycetes; Eurotiales; Aspergillaceae
Product: putative nuclear RNA binding protein
Exons: 1
Coding region: 1-2157 (718 amino acids)
Source: RefSeq, a predicted model, not a curated record
AUGGAUCUCGACCCGAGCCCCGCACACCAGCGCACCUCGCGCAAGCACCAGCGCUCUAGCGACGACGAGGACAGCGAUUGGAGCUCGGACAUCUCUGGACAAUUCGAUGAUGCCGAAGAGGCAAAUGCAGACGGCUACAAAUCACCUACAGUGAAGCUGGCAAAGCGGCGUCGCUCGAAUGACUGGCCUUUGCCCGAAGAGGGGGCUGACUACGGCGCCCGUGAUCGCCGCACCCACCGCGGCGAAAACAACAGUCUCAGCGUUACCGGAACGGGCUCCGGUUACAGAGCUUCACCUCGCGCUUCUCCGCGAGGCUCAUUGGUUUCCUUGCGCGCUCGCCAUGCUGCGGCUUCUGCUCCCACUCCCCGCCGCCCCAGAGGUCGGACGUCGCGAUUCGUCGAAGCGACCAUGAGUGAUAGUGUUAGUGAAAAACCACCUAGCAUCUAUUUUCGUGAGCAAGAAAACAAGCAACUUGGCAAUCCAAACCGCUCAUCUGGCAUCUUUCGUUUUGGAAAGGCCAUUGCCUCGGCGUUCAAUCCGUUCGGUGGAUGGGGGAGAAAUGAGGGUUCGCCCGAUAAGUCCCCGCAGAAAGACGUUAUCCACCAAGCGGAGCAGGCGUAUGCUGAGCUGAAGAAAGCUGGCUAUAAGGGUACGAACAAGGGCUACUAUACACAAACUCAUGGGGUCAACGCUGUCGCCGCCGAUCAGACUUGGCAGUCUCUCCAGCACAAGAUGGAUCACACCUCUCCGAUCAAAUUCUCGUGCCGCAACUCAGUCGAUCGAGACGACCAAGUCCUACCCGCACGCUCGGUGUCUUCCGCCUCCAAGCGCUCUUCUCUUCAAGAUCUUCGACUGCCAAAGUCAUUAUUCCACAAGAGCCAUGGAUCACCAUCAGGGUCUACAGCAGUGUGUUAUGAUGCCCUUCCCGAUGGAUUCGAACCGUCUGGGAUUCGCAAGCAGCCCUCCCGCAGAGAACUCUCGCGCCAAACCAAGUUGCUCAAGAAGGUCAGCAACCUUGAGGACAAGCUGCAGCGUGCCCGGCGGGAACUUCGUGAGCUCACAGGCAACGAGGAGCGGACCCCAGCACCUACACCCCAGCCAAAGAUUCUCAAUACCGAGAUCGAUCCUGCAUCAUUCCCACGGAAGUUCGUCCCUGGAGCUCUGCCCACUCUACCAUCGGAGCGGCUUUUGGAUCAACAGGCUGCAGAAAACGCGGCUGCUGGAUACGAUACGAUCAACUUGACAGCCCUGCCAUCUAUGGACGACCGAGAAAGUUUCUCAUUCGAAGAACCCCGAUCACUCCGAAGCCCGGCUGCGGCCAAAAGUCCAAAACGGCGCUCGAAAGAGCGGGGGCCGUUAUCCACGGGUAAGGAUUGUUUUUCCCUCAAAAGGAAGUCUCCCAUUCCUGAACCUGUCGAUAGCCGGAGCUCUCACGGGCCCAGUACGACGAACCAUAUCGCCGAUUGCGACGAGCUCGAGGAGCUGACAGACUUCGGUUUGCUCAGUCCACCCGGAAAAUCGAAAUGGCAGAAAUCCGAAGCCGGCGAAAGUCCAGGCUCAGCCAAGCGCAGACAAGCCCUCGAUGACGUGGCUCCUUGGACCGAAGAAAAUAAAGAAGAUGCAGGAGGAAAUGCAAGUGCCACGCGUAACAUCAAAAGGUCCCCCUACACUCAACCCCGAAAAGUGUCCGGCACCACCAGCUCACCAAGUUCCAAGCCCACAACCCCUCUCCGCAUGAAAAAGAGCAUGGCCAAUCUGCGCCAGGGCUCUUCGCCUGCCACUGCCUCUGACAUCGGUUCUUCCGUCGAAAUUUGGGCCACGCCUCUACCCGCGCCACAAAGUGACUCCCAACGCGAAGCCUUCUACUAUCAUCCCCAACGCCAGCUCAAUCCUGACCGUAGCACUCGUACCCCGACGCGAUCAAGAACGACCCCUAGGCGUAGAUGGUCGAACUAUCAUCUUGGGGACGAUAUCCCGCCCGUGCCACCUCUCCCUGAGGAACUCCGCUCGAGUGCUGCUAAGGUCCAUGUCAAUGCGAACAAGUCACUCAGGGAGAGACCUGUGUCUGCCCCGGCUUUCUACCCAUCGUCGCCUUCCGUUGGGGAUUCUUUGAUCUCGGAUCUGGAGGACUACCAAUGGCCCGAGGAUAUUUUUUAA